This is a messenger RNA of Dimorphilus gyrociliatus, 481 nucleotides long. The record is from the annotation of a GenBank genome assembly. Lineage: Eukaryota; Metazoa; Annelida; Polychaeta; Dinophilidae.
UAUGGAAGAUAACAAUGGAAAAUUUAGAGUAUAUACUCUGUCAAAUAGAUGUUUAAUUGAAAAAUUUAGCAACAAAUGUUUACCUGCAAAAUGCGGAAAAGAUCAAAAAUAUUGGGAAGGAUCUUGUUAUUACUUUCAACGAACUAUUAAAAUGACUUGGUACUAUGCUAGAAAAAAUUGUUCGAAACAAACAAUGACAUUGAUUUCACUUGAGACUGAAAGAGAGUAUGAAUUUGUUAAAAAAUCAUACUUUCAAGAUAAAAAAUUCCCUGUUCUAAUUGGUUUAACAGAUGAAAAUCAGGAAGGGGAAUUCUAUUGGGAAGGAACUGGUAAGAUAUUAGGAAGUUUCACCAGCUGGCAACCAGGUGAGCCGAAUAAUCAAGGAUUACGAGAGAAUCAGGUGCACAUUAACAUAAAUGGAUGGAAUGAUAUUGAUAAAAAUUUGCCAAGUUAUUGGGUUUGCGAAAAGAUACUUAUUUGA